Truncatella angustata is the source of this 3834-nucleotide messenger RNA. Its product is annotated as glucose inhibited division protein A-domain-containing protein. Gene Ontology annotation, molecular function: flavin adenine dinucleotide binding. The transcript has 5 exons. Gene Ontology annotation, cellular component: cytosol. Gene Ontology annotation, biological process: tRNA wobble uridine modification; vesicle-mediated transport; tRNA methylation. Bases 1 to 3834 code for a protein of 1277 amino acids. NCBI's taxonomy places the organism in Eukaryota, Fungi, Ascomycota, Sordariomycetes, Amphisphaeriales, Sporocadaceae. The record is from RefSeq and is a predicted model, not a curated record.
AUGGAUGUCGUUCAAGCCGUUUCCGGCUACAUCACCAAGAUGGUGUCAGCCGGAGACAGCGCCACCGGAGGGCCAUCCGCAAAAAUGAAGAUACUCCUCUUAGAUAAAGACACGGUAUCAAUCGUGUCGACUGCCAUUACGCAGUCAUCGCUACUCAACCAUGAGGUCUACCUUAUCGACCGCCUGGACAACCAGAAUAGGGAAAAGAUGCGACAUCUGCGCUGCCUUUGUUUUGUCAGGCCCUCUCCCGACUCAAUCCAGUUCCUCAUUGACGAGCUGCGUGACCCAAAAUACGGCGAGUACUACUUGUACUUCAGCAAUGUGGUCAAGAAGUCUUCAUUAGAAAGACUGGCUGAGGCAGACGAUCAUGAGGUCGUCAAGGCCGUGCAAGAGCAUUUCGCCGACUUCCUGGUCGUGAACCCAGAUCUGUUCACCAUCAACCUUACUUUGCCACAGCAGCGGAUAUGGAGUGGCAGCCCCGAUAUGUGGAACACAGACUCGCUGCAACGGGCGACGGAGGGACUAAUGGCUGUACUGCUAUCGCUAAAGAAGAAGCCCCUGAUCAGGUACGAAAAGAAUAGCUUGCUGGCAAAGAAGCUAGCCACCGAGUUACGGUAUAGUAUGACGCAGGAAGAACAGCUCUUCGACUUCCGCAAAGUCGAUACACCACCAAUACUUCUUAUUCUUGACAGACGAGAAGACCCUGCAACUCCACUCCUGAAUCAGUGGACGUACCAAGCAAUGGUGCACCACCUACUUGGGAUUCAGAACGGUCGAGUAGACUUGGGUGACGUCCCCGAAAUUCGGCCAGAGCUCAAGGAGAUUGUCCUCUCGCAAGACCAGGAUCCAUUCUUCAAGAAGAACAUGUACCUCAACUUCGGCGACUUGGGCGGCAACAUCAAGGACUAUGUGGAGCAAUACCAAUCCAAGACGAAAAACAAUGCCAAUAUCGAGUCUAUCACAGACAUGAAACGAUUCAUCGAGGAGUACCCCGAGUUUCGGAAACUGUCCGGAAAUGUCAGCAAACACGUCACUCUGGUGUCCGAGCUGAGCAGGAGAGUUGGCGGUGAAAACUUGUUGGAGGUCAGUGAGGUCGAACAGAGCCUUGCAUGUAACGACAACCAUGCAACAGACCUCAAGAACGUGCAAAGGUUGAUACAAAAUAUACAAGUCACGGAGGAUGCAAAGGUUGGACUAGUGGCCCUAUAUGCUCUACGCUACGAGAAGAACCCUUCGAAUCAACUCCCAAUGCUAGUGGAUCUCCUCACAGCCGCAGGUGGCGUAUCACCACGCCGAGCAGAUCUUGUAGCGAAGGUCCUCAUGUACCACAACUCACUACAACAGUCACAAGCAGCUGGGGGUAUUACGGAUAUCUUUGAGCCUGGUGGCAUCUUCUCGGGCGCCCGAGGUAUCAAGGGGCUCAAGGGCGUAGAAAACGUUUACACUCAACAUUCACCUCAUCUCGAAACGACACUACAAAACAUGAUCAAGGGCAGGUUACGCGAACAGCAAUAUCCUUUCGUGGAGGGUGGAGGCACGACGAGGGACAAGCCUCAAGAUAUUGUAGUUUUCAUAGUCGGGGGAGCGACGUAUGAAGAGGCCAAGAUGGUGGCAGGCAUCAAUGCUUCGUCGCCAGGCGUCAGGGUAGUCCUCGGUGGUACUGCGAUCCACAACGCCGCAACAUUCCUGGAAGAGGUGGACGACGCUGCUUGGGCACCGCGCGGCUUGAGCAGGCCGACUGUUAUCUCCCGGAGGCGAUUUGCGACACCUUGCGCCAGGCGCAGGACAUUUGCGUGGCGAACACAGUACUAUGAAACUAACGUGGCCCAACAAAACACCAGACCGUUCGAUGUCGUCGUAGUAGGUGGUGGCCAUGCCGGCACCGAAGCCUGCGCUGCCGCAGCCCGCUCCGGCGCCCGCACCGCGCUCAUCACGCCCAAGAUCGACAACCUGGGAGUCUGCUCCUGCAACCCGUCCUUCGGAGGAAUCGGAAAGGGCACCAUACUGCGAGAGGUUGAUGCGCUCGAUGGCGUCGCCGGCCGCAUCAUCGACAAGGCCGGAGUACAGUUCAAGGUCCUGAACAGGAGGAAAGGCCCCGCUGUCUGGGGCCCCCGAGCGCAGAUCGACAGGGCGCUCUACAACAAACAUAUGCGCGAGGAGCUCGAGACGUAUCCGAACUUGAGCAUCAUCCCUGGGAGCGUCAGCGACAUCGUUCUGGACAGCGAUGUCGACCCGGCCAGUGGGAAGCCGAGGAGCAAGAUCACCGGGGUGAGACUCGAGUCAGGGGAAGUACUCCCGACAAGCCAGAUCAUCAUCACGACAGGCACCUUUCUAAGCGGCGAGAUACACAUUGGACUUGAGAAAUACCCGGCUGGAAGAAUAGGCGAGCAAGCGACGUUUGGCUUGAGCAAAUCACUCAGGGACGCCGGCUUCCAGCUUGGAAGGCUAAAGACUGGAACACCACCACGGUUGGCUAAGAAGAGCAUCAACUACGAUAUUCUCGAGGAGCAAAGGGGAGACGACCCGCCGAACCCAUUCAGCUUCUUGAACGAUACCGUCUCGGUACAAGACCAGCUGCUCUGCUGGGCGACAUACACAAACGAUGCCACCCAUGACGUGGUGCGCGCAAACCUCGACAAGACGAUACAUAUCCGCGAGAGCGUCCGAGGGCCCCGGUACUGCCCUUCGCUCGAGUCCAAAAUCAUCAAGUUCCCAGAAAAGCCCCGGCAUAUAGUAUGGCUCGAGCCCGAAGGCUUUGACAGCGAUCUCAUAUAUCCCAACGGCCUGUCCAUGACCGUCCCCGCCGAGGCACAGGAGCAGCUGCUGCGCACCAUCCCCGGCCUCGAGAACGUUGAGAUGGUGCAGGUGGGCUAUGGGGUGGAAUACGACUACGUGGAUCCGCGAAGCCUGAAGUCUACUCUCGAGACGAAAGCCAUCUCGGGCCUCUAUCUCGCCGGUCAAAUCAACGGCACCACGGGCUACGAAGAAGCAGCUGGUCAAGGUGUCAUCGCUGGUAUCAACGCGGGUCGCGCUGCGCAGGGCAAGCCCCCCGUUUCCAUGACACGCGCUGACGGCUACAUUGGUGUCAUGAUUGACGACCUCAUCACAAAGGGUGUCUCGGAGCCCUACCGCAUGUUCACAAGCCGAUCAGAGUACCGCAUGUCCCAUCGUGCCGACAACGCAGAUCUGCGCCUCACCGAGAAGGGCCGUGAGUGGGGUGUCGUGGGAGACGAGCGCUGGUCACACUUCACCGAUACCCGAGCGCAGAUGGACGAGCUGACCGAGCGCCUCCAAUCAUACACGCUGACAGCGCCCAACUGGAUCGCCGCCGGUUUCAAGGCGAGAUCCGACACCAAGCACCGCUCUGCGCUCGAGAUCUUGCGCCUGGCGGGCGUCAAGCUCUCCGAUCUGCGUGACCGUAUCCCGGAGGUUGAUGGCUACUCCGCGAUCAUCCAGUCCCGCGUCGGCAUCGAAGCCGUCUACGCGCCUUAUGUCGCCAUGCAACGGACCGAGCAGGCCCUCUUCGCCAAGGACGAGUCGCUACGGCUGCCCACCGAUCUCGACUAUGACAGCAUCAUCGGGUUGUCGUUCCACGAGAAGGCCGUACUGAGUGCAACUCGUCCGGAGAAUCUGGGUCAGGCGAGGAGAAUCGAGGGGGUGACGCCGGCCGGCUGUGUGAGACUGCUCGGCUUCGUCACCAGGAGUCUAGCGACCUUCCUUGAAAGGAGGCACAGACUUGAUGGUACUGUGACACAUGUAUGGAGCAAGAGUUGUAAAGAUUACGGUGUCUUCGGCACGUGCAUUGAUAAAUGGAAGCGUUCUGGGUUUGGAUGA